AUGAAUAAUAAAAUCCGAAUUCUUUUUGCUAGAAACCCUCCAGAUGCCUUUGAUGAAUGUCGUCAUUUUCCAACUUUAAAACCAAGUGUUGAAUGUCCAUUUCCAGGAUGGUGUGUUGAGAUUAUUAGUUAUUUAACUGAAUAUUUAAAAUUAAAAAUUGAACCAUUUAUUCUUAAUAAUCAAAUUGGUGAAUUAAAUUGGGGAUCUCAUGUAAGUAUUUUGAAAAAUUUUUUAAAUUUAAUUUUAAAGGAUAAUGGUACUUGGAAUGGAGUUUUAGGGUUUAUUCAAAACAAUACUGUUGAUACAGCCUGUCUUUUCUUUCAACGUACCCAACUUCGUGCCGAACAUUUUUCUUUUUCCUAUCCAAUAACAAAUGUAAAACCAACUUAUGUUGUUCAUAGUCAACAUGAUGAAUGGAAUAUUUGGAAUGCAUUUAUGCCUUAUUCUCCUUCUACUUGGUUUUCAAUGGGUGUUAUGUUAAUCCUGCAAACCUUGUUUUGUCUUUAUGUGGCUAAAUUAGAAGUAAGAAUUGGGCGUCGUAACCAAUUAGAACCUUUUCAAAUAUUUUGGAAAAUAAUUCGUUUACAAUUGUAUCAGCCAGACAGCUUUGAUUUUCGAACAGCUGGGGGAAAUUUUGCUAUACUUAUUUUUACAAUAAUGCAAUGCCGUCUUCUACUUGAUAUGUACCAAACAUUAUUAUUAUCGGUACUUUUACAGCCAGUGGCUGAUAACCCUUUUAGAGAUGCUCGAGAAAUGGUUAGAUUAAUUGGAAGUCAACGUUUUAAAUUAAUUACUAAUUAUAUUGGAAAUUGGUAUUUUGAAGAACUCCACAAUUCUAACGUUUCUCAUUAUCGUUCUUUGCGGCUUGCAAUUGCUCAAAAUCCAAUUCAUAUAGCUAGUACAGUUCCUAAGGCGUUAGAUAAAGUUUUAAAAGGUGGCUAUAUUUAUCCAAUACAAGAGGAUAGUAUUGGAAUGCAAAUGGCUAAAGAAAGAUAUUUUCAUUCAAAUUUCAAAUUAACCAAAGAAAAUUUUGAUAAUAAUUAUUUGACUAAAAACUUGACAGAAAGAAUUGGUCAUCAUUGUAAAGAAGAAUCUUCAUUUUCUUCUUAUUUAAAUCAUAAAGGUAGAUGGCACUUUGGAAUUAAUGGAAUUGAAUUAAAACCUUUGGAUUUUGGUUCUAUGUUUGGCGUUAUGUUGGUAGCGCUUUUAGGCCUUUUACUUUCAUUUUUGGCUUUUUGUGCCGAAAUUUAUUAUAAUAGAAAGAAGAAACGUUUAAUGUUUCGAUUACGUAUGAGAAGAGCAUUAGCAGAACAAGCACAUUUGACUGCUGCUGCUCAAGUAUUUGUUAAGCAAAGUAUUCAAACAAAGAUAGGAGAUCGGUUACAAUCUCCGACAAUUGGCGAAAUUCAUGCAUGUUUUGGGGAAAUAUAUAUUUAG
Messenger RNA from Meloidogyne enterolobii, 1437 nucleotides. The record is from the annotation of a GenBank genome assembly. NCBI's taxonomy places the organism in Eukaryota, Metazoa, Nematoda, Chromadorea, Rhabditida, Meloidogynidae.